CUAGGUCAACACGCAUAAAGCAACUAAGCGUAUCUAGUUGGCACUUUGAAAUCCGCUGCUUCGUUUCGCUAAACUUCCGCGAAUUCCACGAUUCCCUCCCCGAAUCGCGAUUCUCCGCACAGUGAAAUCAAUUAAGUCACCAUAUGCUCCUGAUACGGUGCCAUCGAAAUUUUGAGAUUUGGUUGUUGUGAGAUUCAACGAUAACAUGAAUCUAGAGGAGUACCGUCAACAUGGAAAAGAAGUGGUGGACUACAUCGCCGAUUAUCUGGAGAACAUUAGAUCUCGCCGCGUUUACCCGGCUGUUUCUCCGGGUUACCUGAGAAACAUUCUACCCUCGUCCGCCCCUGUGGAUGGUGAACCUUGGGAAAAUAUAUUUGCAGACAUCGAAAAGUGCAUCAUGCCUGGAAUAACGCAUUGGCAAAGCCCUCAUAUGCAUGCCUAUUUCCCAGCCCUAAAUUCACCUGCUAGUUUAUUAGCCGAUAUGCUGGCCGAUGCUAUCAAUUGUCUUGGCUUCACUUGGGCUUCUAGCCCUGCGUGUACGGAACUGGAGACGAUCGUAAUGAAUUGGCUCGGUAAAAUGAUCGGUCUACCAGAAGAAUUUCUACAUCGUCCAGGAGGAUCCGGAGGUGGUGGCGUGAUACAAACAACCGCAUCAGAAGCUACCCUAGUUUGCUUACUGGCAGCAAGAACUCGAGCCAUUAGAGACGUUCAACAAAAUGAGCCUGAUCGUUUACCAGCUGAGAUUAAUUCGCGUCUUGUCGGAUACUGUUCCGAUCAAGCUCACUCUAGCGUGGAAAAAGCUGGACUGAUUGGUUUGGUACGAAUGAGAUACAUCGAAGCGGAUGAUGAACUUAGUAUGAGAGGAGAGGCAUUACUCGAAGCGAUAACUCGAGAUAGAGCUGAAGGUUUACUUCCAUUUUUCGUGUGUGCUACAUUGGGUACAACCGGUGCAUGUGCCUUCGAUAAUUUGAAAGAAGUUGGCCAAGUGUGUCAACAAAAUGGAUUGUGGUUGCACGCGGAUGCAGCAUAUGCAGGCAGUGCAUUCGUAUGCCCCGAAUUCCGCGGUUGGCUUCAAGGAAUAGAAUACGUCGAUUCAAUUGCAUUUAAUCCUAGCAAAUGGCUGAUGGUGCAUUUCGAUUGCACCGCAAUGUGGGUGAAAAGUAGCCAAGCACUUCAUAGAACCUUUAACGUAGAUCCAUUGUAUUUAAAGCACGAAAAUUCAGGACUUGCCAUCGAUUACAUGCACUGGCAAAUCCCAUUGUCAAAGAGAUUCAGAGCCUUGAAACUAUGGUUCGUCAUUAGAAACUUUGGAAUCACCGGCCUUCAAAAGCAUAUUCGCGAGGGCGUUAGAUUGGCACAAAAAUUCGAAGCAUUGGUAUUAGCCGACGCACGAUUCGAAAUUCCUGCAGCGAGACAUUUGGGAUUGGUCGUGUUUCGUCUUCGCGGAGAAAAUAGUUUAACCGAGUGUUUAUUAAAAAAGAUAAACUCGAGAGGUCGAGUGCAUUGUGUGCCAGCUGCUUUACACGGAAAAUACGUGAUUAGAUUCACCGUAACCUCAACCAACACUACUAACGAGGAUAUCUUAAGAGACUGGGCUGAAAUACGAAAUACAGCAAACGAAAUUCUAGGAGACACUUCUGGUUCUCCUGUACGAACUAAAGUUCCACUAGCAGAAAGCAGAGAUACUCGAGAAAAGAAUGAAAAUUUUGGCUCGAGUCUGUUGCUAGCUAAUUCACCAAUGUCACCGAAAAUCGUGAACGGUAGCUUUGCUGCUAUUUACGAUACAGCAGAUGUGUUUGAAGAAUGUACUAAGGCGUUCGGUCACCUGAGACUCGAGGCUCGAGACAGUCCAGCUAUGCGUCGUCGAAUUCGAGGGAUACUCAUGUCAGGAAAGCAAUUCUCUUUAGAUUCACGUAUGGACCUUGUACAGGGAUACGCUUGUUGCCGUCCAGCCAUAGAAAUGUCCUCUGAAUUUCCAUUAAAGGAAGACGAAGAUCCUUCUUGCAGCGGUGAAACCGGAUCCGAUACCAACCAUUCUACUAAUGAUACUUCUGCUGAAUGCUCUGCGUUUCAAUUAGAAGAGCAAAAUACCGAGAAAACGGACAAAUCAUUGAAAAGGCAAUCUUCUAAAUGCCGUUCAAAUUACGGAGUAGUAAAUGGCUCUCAAGAUUAUUCGAACGAUUUAACGUCCAUAAUUCCAACAGAAGUGAGUCUGCCCAGAAGUGAAACAAUAGGUGCGAUCGGUCAUCGUCCAUACACCGGUGAUUUAUCAACGAUGCACGAUCAACAUGAAAAUCCCGAUAAGAAGAAGGAGGACGAGGAGGACGUUAUCUGUAAAGAAUGCGGCCAUUGUAUGAAGAAAGAAUAA
Osmia lignaria (orchard mason bee) is the source of this 2368-nucleotide messenger RNA. The record is from RefSeq and is a predicted model, not a curated record. Lineage: Eukaryota; Metazoa; Arthropoda; Insecta; Hymenoptera; Megachilidae.